Messenger RNA from Xyrichtys novacula (pearly razorfish), 1823 nucleotides. The record is from the annotation of a GenBank genome assembly. NCBI's taxonomy places the organism in Eukaryota, Metazoa, Chordata, Actinopteri, Labriformes, Labridae.
AUGUUUCCUCUCCGUAUACCCCUGCUGGCCAUAUUGGUCAAUGUGGCACUGUGCCAGUACGAUUACUACGAUUACCAGCCUGCUUCCAUGCUAGGACCUUCUGGGCCCAACUGUAAUGAAGAAUGUGACUGCCCAGUAACCUUCCCCAGUGCCAUGUAUUGCGACAGCCGCAAGCUCAAAAAAGUUCCUUUUGUCCCCACGGGGAUCAAGUACUUGUACCUCCAGAACAACCAAAUAGAAGAAAUUAAAGCAGGCGUGUUUGACAAUGUAACUGAUACACUUCGUUGGCUGAUACUCGACCGUAACCAAAUCACCAAUGGUAAAAUAGAAAAGGGUACAAUUGACAAACUUACAGCCUUGGAGAAACUCUUCUUCAGCUACAACAACCUGACAGAGCCCAUCAUACCACCCUCAAAGUCUCUUGAUGAGCUGAAGAUGAUGUACAACCAGAUGUCCAAGUUCCCCUCUGGCCUCCUGAAUGACAAGGAGAAUCUGACCUCCAUCAACGUCCAGCACAAUCUGCUGACAUCUGAUGCCAUUGCUGGGGCAUUCAAAGGGCCGAAGAAACUGCUGUCCCUGGACGUGAGCCACAACAAGCUUAAGAAGCUCCCAGCCGGAGUCCCAAGUUCACUGGAAAUCCUCUAUGCUGACUUCAACGACAUUGAUGGCAUCGGAGCGGGAUACCUGAACAAGCUGCCCACCCUGCAGUACCUGAGGGUCUCCAACAACAAGCUGGUUGACUCUGGACUCCCUGCUGGAGUGUUCAAUGUGACGUCACUGUUGGAGCUGGACCUGUCUUUCAACAAACUGCAGUCCAUCCCUGAGAUCAACGAGCAGCUGGAGCAAUUCUACCUCCAGGCCAACGAGAUCAACAGUGAGUGACAACUGACUGUCUUACCUUAUAGGUGUUUUUAAAGAUGCUGAUUAUACCAACAGUAGAAGAAUAGUAGAAGAAACACAUUCAAGUUGGGCUUUACCUGGUUUUACUGGACAUGGUUUCAGAUUAAGUUUUUGACUGGGUUAUUGCUUGGACCUAGUUAGGCAUAUAAAUGGGCAAAAGACAGGCCUACCAUGUAUUUUGGAAACAUAGGUUGAGGCAUUGGUUAAUUCUAGAUAUUUAUGCCCUGUUUUGGAGCCAAUUAAGGGCCCUUUAGCAUUCAAUCUGGGUUUAGUCAUAUGAGGGCCUCCAUGUAAAGUAUUUACCAAACGUCCAAUUGGGUGUCCCAUGUAAGCCAUCUGUGGUCUGUGGAUGACAUGCCAGAACAAAGUGUCAAACUGUUGAGUGUGUUAACAUUUAAAUUCAACAACUGUAAAGCUUACUUUUCAUAUAUUUCUAAUCAGGUCUUGUUAAUGCUAGCUACAAUUGCACAUUCAUCACUUUCUAUGUUUGACCACUGUGACUACCAAUUGUCAACCAGCAGAAUAGAAUAAAACAGCGGAAACCUAACCACUGCUUCUUGGAAAUGUCAUUCAGAAAAAAAGAAACAAAAAACUACUGAGGGCAGGGGGAGUUCUGUAAGACAACUUUUGUAGUCUUACAGUAAUAAGAUGAGUGUGGCUGUAAUGGACACAGGCCCUUAAUUCUUAUUGUUGAAGAACCAUAAAAAAAAUUGGGUUUGCCUUACUUCAAAAUUAUUUAACUUUUUCUCCAUUUUUAAUUCUUUGCAGAGUUUGACCUGUCAAGUUUCUGUAAGUAUGUUGGACCCGUCAACUAUUCCCGUCUGAAGCAUCUGCGACUGGACGCCAACAACAUCACGCACAGCAGCAUGCCUGCUGAAUCCUCCAACUGCCUGCGCCAGUGCUCAGAUAUCAUGUUUGAAUAA